Beauveria bassiana ARSEF 2860 is the source of this 855-nucleotide messenger RNA. RefSeq names its product 2OG-Fe(II) oxygenase family Oxidoreductase. Bases 1 to 855 code for a protein of 284 amino acids. The record is from RefSeq and is a predicted model, not a curated record. Gene Ontology annotation, cellular component: endoplasmic reticulum. The transcript is spliced from 2 exons. NCBI's taxonomy places the organism in Eukaryota, Fungi, Ascomycota, Sordariomycetes, Hypocreales, Cordycipitaceae. Gene Ontology annotation, molecular function: iron ion binding; procollagen-proline 4-dioxygenase activity; L-ascorbic acid binding. Gene Ontology annotation, biological process: peptidyl-proline hydroxylation to 4-hydroxy-L-proline.
AUGGUGGUGCGUGACGGCUGGCGCAGAACAGUGCUGUCUGUGUCACUCGGUAUUCUAUUUUCAAGCGCAGUCAUCUACCACAAGAUUUCAGACAAAAAUGGUAGCUACUUUCAUUGGCCGGUAACUGCAAAUUCCACGACUGUGCUCGACGUCUCUGCGUACAAGUGUCAACAGACUUACACUGUAGAGCUAUUGUCUAUUGACCCGCUCGUCAUUUAUCUCGACAAUUUCGUCAACGAGAUGGAGAUACAAUACUUGCUAAAAUUGGGACACCCCCUCUUCUCCCAGUCGAGAGUGCUCACGGACGGCAAAAAUGUCGUCAAUACCAUGGAUCGAAGCUCUCAGACUGCAUUUCUUCCAGUCGAGGAUCCUGUAUGCAAUUGCCUCGUUUCACGCAUGAGAUCCUUGCUGGGAAAUGUCCAACAUGAACACGUUGAGCCACUCCAAUUAGUCAAGUACGCAAAUCAGGGCGAUAGGUAUCGACUGCACACUGAUUGGAGCGAGGUGCUGCAAAAUACGACCAGCGAAACUGAUGGUACACCAAGGCAAACUCGCCGUCUAGGGAGUAUUUUUCUGUACCUGGCAGAUGACUGUCAAGGUGGUGAGACGUACUUUCCUUUUGUGGCCGGCGUCUCGAAUGCCGCAGAUGAUGAAAAGUAUGCGGUAGCAGAGAACGGCGAGGGCCUUCUGGUGAGGCCAAAAAAGGGAAGCGGCAUCUUUUGGAAUAAUCUACAUGCAAACGGCUCUGGGGAUAUUCGCGUGACACAUGCUGGGCUGCCGGUUCUGUCUGGCGUGAAGAUUGGUCUCAAUAUAUGGAGUUCCUAUUUUCUUGACUCGCCGCUUGUUGGCGCAUAA